Medioppia subpectinata is the source of this 1056-nucleotide messenger RNA. The record is from the annotation of a GenBank genome assembly. Lineage: Eukaryota; Metazoa; Arthropoda; Arachnida; Sarcoptiformes; Oppiidae.
ACGCCACAAAUAAGUGAUAACCAAUUGGAAGAAGUGAUUAACCAUUUGGAACAGCAAUGCGCCAGAAAUAUAAAGACACGUCAAGUGGGCAUUGAAUACGACGAUCACAUCAUUUGCGACGUCUGCCGGAGUCCUGACGCCGAAGAGGGCAACGAAAUGGUGUUUUGCGAUCUCUGCAACAUUUGUGUACAUCAGGCCUGUUAUGGCAUCGUUGACAUACCCGAAGGCGAUUGGCUCUGCAGGCCCUGCAAGGAGUUCGGUUCCCAAAAGAAUAUAUCAUGUGUUUUGUGUCCAAAUUUUGGCGGUGCCUUAAAGCCAACCAGUAGUUCAAAGCAAUGGGCGCAUGUGUCCUGCGCUCUAUGGGUGCCCGAAGUGAGCAUCGGUUGUGUCAGUACAAUGGAACCGAUCACUAAAAUUAAACAAAUACCUCAAACUCGUUGGAAUCUCAUCUGUUCCCUCUGUAACGUCAAACAGGGGGCACCCAUACAGUGCUCGGUGAAGACAUGCAAAAUCGCUUAUCAUGUGAUUUGUGCGUUCAAUCAUAAGCUAAAAAUGAAAGCUAUAGUAGAAAGUGAUAAAACAAAAGGAGUAAAACUGAAGUCCUAUUGUAAGAAACACACAGAAAAGGGUGACGUCGACGACGACGGGAACGUCUUAAAAGCCGAAGCGAAGGGCGAGUCGACUGACAAUCAGUCUUUUUUGCCCAAAACACAACAUGAGAUCGAAAUCGCGACUAAUAUUCCAGAAGACGAAGACAAACAUGAAAGUGAUUUUUGGAAAUACAUUGAUAUAAAUAAAGUACAACAAGAGUUGAUUCGUACGGACGCGAGCUAUAGUGUGAGCAAAAGUAUGAAUUUUCUGGACUUUAUAGUGCAGUACUGGAAACUGAAGCGAACCUCCAAUUACGGGGCGUCUCUCAUACCGUUGACAUCUUCGGCACAAUUCCAGGAACAACAACAACAACAGCGAAACGAAAUCCUCAGAAUGCGAGUCGAUUUGGAAAGAAUCCGCAAUUUAUCGUAUAUGAUAUGUCGGCGCGAAAAAGUCAAACGCAAU